Molecule: messenger RNA, 1224 nt
Organism: Salvia splendens (bonfire salvia)
Lineage: Eukaryota; Viridiplantae; Streptophyta; Magnoliopsida; Lamiales; Lamiaceae
Product: GDSL esterase/lipase At1g29660
Exons: 6
Coding region: 43-1131 (362 amino acids)
Molecular function (GO): hydrolase activity, acting on ester bonds
Source: RefSeq, a predicted model, not a curated record
CUUAAAAAUUCACCAAUCGCUUCUUUAAUCAUCCGAUCAAUAAUGGCCGCCACUACCAUCACAAAAUGGAUGAUCUUAUCCCUCAACAUGUUCAUCAUACUAACCCUAACACAUGCCCAACAAGUUCCUUGUUUCUUCAUUUUUGGAGACUCCCAAUCCGACAAUGGCAACAACAAUCCCCUUAUUACAAAGGCCAAAGCCGAUUAUCCCCCUUACGGGGUCGAUUUCCCUGGCGCCAUCCCCACCGGCCGGUUCACCAACGGAAAAAAUAUCGCCGACUGUCUAGCGGAGUUUUUAGAGUUUCCCCAUCCGAUCCCACCUUUUGCGGCCACAAAAGGCCCCGCCCUCCUCAAAGGACUCAACUACGCAUCUGGAGCUGCCGGGAUCCUUGAUAACUCCGGGAUAAACUUGGGGGAUCGGUUAUGCAUGAACCGGCAGUUAGAGAAUCAUAAGGCGACAAUCGCCCAAAUCGCCCCCUUGCUCGGGAACCAGACGUCGGCGGACGUCUACCUGAAUCAGUGUCUCUACGUCGUCAACAUCGGCAGCAACGACUAUAUCAACAACUAUUAUCAGCAGCCGCCGUCGCCGUCUAGUAGCUUGACACCCGACGCAUUUGCCGACGAAUUGAUCGCAACCUUCUCCACACAACUAAAUAGCUUGUACGAGCUCGGAUCGAGAAAAGUUGCAGUGUUCGGAGUAGGUCUAAUCGGGUGCAUUCCUCAAGAGAUAUUGUUAUAUCCGAUCACCAACGGAUCACCCUGCGUCGACGACAUCAACAUUGCGGUCGGAAUAUUCAAUGGCAAGCUCGUGUCACUCAUCAACGACCUAAACACCAAAUUACCAAAUGCCCAAUUCACUUACAUAAACAUGACCAGCAUUGCACUAGGAGGCCCUGGCCCCGCUGGUGUGACUGAGGUGAAUGCUCCGUGCUGUGAGGUGCAGAAGGCGGGGGAUUCCGCGCCCGGGCAGUGUUUGCCUAAUGGAUCGGUGUGCGAAAACAGAGAUGAGUAUAUAUUCUUUGAUAAUUUUCAUCCAACCGAGAUUUCAAAUACCUUUACGGCGUCAAGAGCUUACAGAGCUUUUCUGCUCACCGAUACUUCCCCGGUCGACAUUGACCAUCUUGUUCGGUAGUCAAUAUGGACUCUUAGUAUCUUUAGACUGUGUUUGCCACCGUAGAUAACUCCUCUAUCUCGGAGUUAUUUCACCUCUAAUGAAUAAAUUAGU